Molecule: messenger RNA, 2160 nt
Organism: Klebsormidium nitens
Lineage: Eukaryota; Viridiplantae; Streptophyta; Klebsormidiophyceae; Klebsormidiales; Klebsormidiaceae
Source: the annotation of a GenBank genome assembly
CGCACCUCACAUGCCAGUGCAGUAGCAGGGGGCGAGGAAGAAAGUGCGUUGCUGAAAACCUGCUCUGCCUGGAGGCAAUUGCUUUGUAUGCACAAUCAGCUGCGCAUGAGGUUGUUUCUAAGGAGCUCUUCAGGAGCAUUUGCGCCCGCAAUUCUCAUCGGAAUCAGACCGAGCAGUUCCAAGCAUCGCUGGAUUGCAGCCGUGUGGGUGCCUUGCUUUUUAGGCAAGCCGCUGUAACUAGGAUCACAUAGUGGUGCGCCUGAGGCCUUCCUCUUGGACGACCACCCACUUCAACCCAGCAGACUCUGUAGAUUGUAAAGUGUAAGGUUCCUUUUUGGAAGAACAUGGCGGCUCCUGGACGGACCUCGCUGCGGCUCCUCAACACUGCCCUCCAUCAAAUGCAGAGAAACUCUGCAGGAAAGAAUUUGUCCCCUGCAGUGGUGGUAGGACGUGACUACCCUUGGGGUUCAGCCCAAAGUUCUAGCCAAUCGGGAAGAAACCACGAGUCACCAAGCAGCGCGUUUCACCAUGCAACCGUACUCAACUCUCCUGAUACUUCGCACCACUCAAGACACCGCCAGGACGUGACCAGAUUGACAAGCUUCGGUGUCAAUUCUCAACUUCUGAGCUCAAAACUGCGGUCAAACAUCACCAUCGGUCUUUCAACCUCAAGGCUGCCUUUUCACACCAAUCAGCAGCCGUCUUUCAUCUCCGGAGCCAGGGGCUUUGCUUCUCGAAACUACAUCAGUGGACGGGACGACCCGUCCGUUCGCUACAUGAUCCCCCCCCCUCCCAACUUUGGCAUCAGGAUCGUCCCCCAGCAGAGUGCGUUCGUCAUCGAGCGCUUCGGACGGUUCAGGAAAGUCCUGGAGCCUGGGAUCCAUCUUUUGAUCCCGGUCCUGGACAGAAUUGCUUAUGUCCAUUCCUUGAAGGAGGAAGCGAUCCCCAUUCCAAACCAGAGCGCCAUCACAAAGGACAACGUCAGCAUCUCCAUCGACGGGGUGCUCUAUGUCAAGGUGGUCGACCCUGUGAAGGCCAGUUACGGCGUCGAGAAUCCCAUCUUUGCAGUUAUCCAGCUUGCCCAGACUACCAUGCGAAGCGAACUCGGCAAGAUCACGCUUGACAAGACCUUCUCGGAGCGAGACACUCUGAACGAGAACAUAGUGCGUGUGAUUAACGAAGCCGCAACAGCCUGGGGCCUCCAGUGCAUGCGUUACGAAAUUCGGGACAUUGCUCCCCCCAUCGGCGUCAAGCAGGCGAUGGAGAUGCAGGCCGAGGCUGAGCGACGGAAACGCGCGCAGAUCCUUGAGUCCGAAGGAGAGAUGCAGGCGAACAUCAACGUUGCGGACGGGCAGAAGACGUCCGUCAUCCUGGCGUCCGAAGCCGCCAUGACGGACCAGAUCAAUCGGGCCAAGGGAGAAGCGGAGGCGAUCUUCCAGCGGGCGGAGGCCACCUCUCGCGGGCUGCAGGUCAUUUCUGACGCGAUCACUGCGCAAGGGGGGGCUGAGGCCGCGUCACUCAGAGUUGCGGAGCAGUACUUGCAUGCGUUCGGCCAGAUCGCCAAGAAGGGCAACACGAUGCUGCUCCCCGCCAACAUGUCCGACCCUGCCAGCUUUGUAGCGCAAGCGCUGGCCGUAUAUAAGCAGGUCGGAAACGGGGCCGGGUCUGCCAAUAGCGCCUCCGAUGAAACCGGGGCAUUGACAUCUGGGGGGGGAAAGGCAGGCGGCCAGUUGACGCAGCAGUGGCAACCGCCGAACAACUCAAGAAACGCGGGACGCCCGGUCCAGCCGCCCAGAAACGACGCGAACCAUGGAGUUCCCUUCAGUCUGCAACGUCAUGACAGAGAUGACGAGGCCCACAGGUUCCCAGACACGCGGUAACUUGCGGAGGUGGUCCAUAAGGAUUCAAUGUGUCUAUCAGGACCGUAAUAAGCAGCUGAGCGUGUCGAGCUGAGGGCGUCGAAAGGAAGUUUUUCAACACUGUCCGUCCGCAUACAAGUUUAGCAAUGAGGUACAUAACUUCUCCUUCUGGUGUAGAGCCCGACCACGGACAUCGCCCGUCUUAUGACUUGGUGCUUGCGCAUGAAUAUCAAAUGAUGUGCAUAUGCCCAAAGGUCUUCUUCUACGAGCUCGGUUCCUCGGAAAGGAAGAGUUGGACGGA